UUAUUUCAAAGCUCAAAGUUUCGAACCGAAACUCUCGAAGUCUGAUGAGUUUCCUUUCGUUUUUUUUCUCAGAUUAUCUUGAAUCAUACAAUAUAAAGGCAAACGCCCUUCAAUGAUUUAUCUCAUUUCUAGUGAACCAUAAAUUGCUAUGAAAAAUUUCUACCCCCCAGAAGUGUAAUCGAAAUAUGGAUCAUAUCAUAAUGUGCUCAUCUGUGUUGGGGUUAUCAGACAGAACUUACUCACUACAUGGGUUUCAUCAGACUCCGUAUGUAAGGAUAUAAGAAUUAUUUUGUUUACUCAACAAAAGUCUUAACUAGGAUUGGAGCAUCAGUUUUCCUAAAUGAAACAAAUAGCCGUAAUAGCAUUUGCCAGCCGUUUCUUGGUGCUUGUCAUUCAGUUUGUCACAAACUGCCUGAUUCCUGAUCAUCAAUCAGAAGAUGCGUUUCAGGGUAUCGGGAAUGCAGCCACUCCCAGUACAGCUGAUGUCCUGAUUCAAAAAUUUUUUGGAGGGCUGAGAAGAUGGGAUGCUCAACACUUUUUGCACAUUGCAAAGUAUGGCUACACAUACGAGAAUAAUCUUGCUUUCUUCCCUGCGUUUCCAAUAGCUGUGCGAGAAUUCAAUCGAUUUUUUCUUUUCCCGUUACAUUUUUUCAUAUCAGAAAGUUCAGCACUUCUUUUGACAGCUGUAAUAUUAAAUGUAAUAUUUUUUAUACUGUCAGCAAUCGCAUUGUAUAAGUUAACAUCUGUGGUAUUGAUGAACCAAAUUUUAGCUUAUUAUUCUACACUUUUAUUUUGCAUUAAUCCUGCCAGUAUUUUCUUUACUGCACCAUAUUCAGAGUCUUUUUAUACAUUCUGCACUUUCUCUGGUCUCCUUUUAUUGGAGCUUAAUGUUUCGCCUUUACUAGCCUCCAUUCUGUUUGCUGAGGGUAGCAUUGUACGGUCUAAUGGGAUCGUCAAUUUAGGGUUUGUAGCUUACAAAAUUUUACUGAGAUUUCGUGAGCCCAGAUCAGCGAGUAUUUUCCGUGAAACUCUGCAAAUAGUACUAUCAGCUGUCAUGAUAUUGUCACCAUUUUGCUUAUAUCAGGUUUAUGCCUAUCUCAAAUUCUGCACGGCCUUUGAUACAUCCCCACCUAUCGAAAUCCAGCUGUUAGCUAUAAAAGAAAAAUAUGUCAUGCCAGGAGCAGAUCUCCCUUGGUGCCAGUUCUCUGUACCAGUCUCAUACUUCCACAUCCAGAAAAAGUACUGGAAUGUAGGUUUUAUGGAGUAUUUUGAAUUGAAACAAAUUCCCAACUUUGUCCUAGCCUCUCCAAUUCUACUUCUCAUCUUUUACAAUAGUCUUAAAUUCUUUUUCAAUCAUAAGAAUGCUCUCAUGAGCGUUGGCUCCUUUUUGAAGCUAAGCCCUUAUUCCUUACGUCUUUUCCCAUACGUAGUUCACAUCCUGUACCUAUCAGUAUUUUGUUUCUUUUGUGCCCAUGUUCAAAUAGCAACGCGAAUGUUAGCCUCUGCCAGCCCCAUACUUUACUGGUACGCAUCCUCAAUUUUAGUGAACAAUAGUAAAGUCUUGCGGAGAAAGAUAGGAAAGAUAGAUUCCAAUAAUUCAUUCGAGUAUGUCUGGAACUCUUUGUUGUUAACGGAACUGCAGCCACUAAACUCAAAACCAAUUUAUGUAAAAUAUUACUUUUUAUUGUACUGCGUUAUCGGAACUAGUUUGUUCAGUAACAACUUACCUUGGACUUAAAUUUGAUGCAAUGUCCCAGAAUUGAGUUUCAUUGGAGUAACUCAUGAUUAAAAAGUAUGCUAAUAAAGGUACUCUACUAAGCUCUAAUAACACAGUUAGAAAUAGAUGGGGAAUCCUGUCUCUGCAAGUAAAAAAAAAAAUAAAACUUCCCUAAUGAACUGGAAGUCUUAUUUAUAAAGCAAAAGCAUUUUUAAAGAGCCUUGUUUCUUGGCUUGCUCCACUAAGUUUUAAGCUUGGUUCCUUUAAAUUGGUUGUAAUGAAUAUAUCUUUUGUAACAGUGAUUGUGAGCUCCUCGUUUUUUUUUUUUUUUUUUUUUUUUUUUUUUUUUUUUUUUUUUUUUUUUUUUUUUUUUUCUUGCUUAGCUACUUAUGCCAAUGCCUUUCUAUGUAAAAUUCAAAGAGAAAUCAGUCAGUAUAUCAUUCUCUUGAAAGUAUAGAAAAAUGUUUUCUGUUGUUUUUUCUCUAGUCAAAUUUUAGAUUAGGUAAAUUUUACUAUCUCUAAUCAUGCUUCUAUGAAGCAUCUUAGUUUAAGCCUAGUGAGUCUCACUAGCAUCCAGUCACACAUUUUGCUUUGUUGAUCUUAGAAUGUAGAAGUGUGGAGCAUUUGUUUCUUAAAUUUGUGUGUGCUUUUCUUCCUUCUUCUUCUUUCUAUAAGGUGCUGUGUGAAAAAUUAUAUUUAUGCUGAGUUCAGUCAUUUUCUGAAGAAAAUGUCAGUUUUAAAAUAGAGAUACUUAUUAAGUAAAAUUUUUACGUUUUGAGUAAA
Molecule: messenger RNA, 2500 nt
Organism: Bemisia tabaci
Lineage: Eukaryota; Metazoa; Arthropoda; Insecta; Hemiptera; Aleyrodidae
Source: RefSeq, a predicted model, not a curated record